Plasmodium vivax (malaria parasite P. vivax) is the source of this 1174-nucleotide messenger RNA. RefSeq lists its product as hypothetical. Bases 173 to 388 code for a protein of 71 amino acids. NCBI's taxonomy places the organism in Eukaryota, Apicomplexa, Aconoidasida, Haemosporida, Plasmodiidae. The record is from RefSeq and is a predicted model, not a curated record. The transcript is spliced from 2 exons.
AAACAUAGGAAGGAAGAAAGGAAGGAAGAAAUAAAAAGAGUAAAAAGAGUAAAAAAAAAAAAAAAAAAAAACAUGGACCAUUCACGCUUCCACCUUUUCGCGCAGCUUCCUCCGUGACGCUCCCCCCUCCGAUGCUGCGCUCACAGAGAGUCCACAGCAGAAACACAUAACGAUGACUAUCACAGCUGGGAAGUGUUCCAAGCACAUUAAAAAGUUUUUCACCCAUGGGCUGAAGAAGAACGUCCUCCCGUACUUCCUCCACUGCAAAAAUAAACCCUUCCUCAUGAACUCCAAAUAUGUGCAGAGGUACUCUCUCGAGUUCGUCCCCAAAAGUGUUAUUAACAGAUACAUCCAAGACAAACGGAGGAUCAAAAAAGAGGGGGAGUGAACAAGCAUGGGGUUGUAGAGAAGUUCCCGGGAGGGCGAAAGCGCUGUCCCCCGGUUGAUUCGCCGCUUAACUUCGCCUCUUCACUUCGCCGCUUCUCUUCGCCGCUUUGCUUCCCCCCUCACGAGGCCCACUCCCGCCGCAUCACCCUCCUUAUCAAGUACUCCCGGAUGAAGAAGUCCAUGCCCAAAGACUCCAUCGCCUCGAUUUCAAAUUUCCGACUGAGCUUUUCCAUUUGGGUGAUCUCCCUUCUCACCUUCGCACUGCACUUGAGGCUGUCACCACUUAGCAUGUUGCGCAAGACGUUCUUGUCCCGCUGGGAUAACGCCAGGAGGGCCUCCUUCGGGAUGAGGCUCAUGUCUUGCGAGUUCAUGCCGACCCAUCUCAUAUCUGCGCAAGGGAAGAUGGCGUCUUCAUUAGUUUUGCAGCCCUCCUUGUAGCUCAAGUAUAUUCGGAAGCCGUAGGGGUCGUAGUCGCCCACGUAGACGCACUGCAGGGGAGGGGCGGCGAAAAAGGGAAGCUCAAAUGGGUGCGGAAGUGGAAGAAGGGGAGGCGAAAAUGGGGAGUCAAAGAGGAAGAGUGCUGUGAAGCUACCUCAAAAGCUGCCGGUGAAGUGCCCCAGGAUGACCGGUUGACUGGCCAGGCGAAUCUCCACCACACAUGAAGGCAUCCCCGCGACGCACCCCCUCGCCUUACCUCCAGCUGGAACAACUCAACAAGCUCGCAAAUAAUUUUCCGAGUGGAAAAGUCUGGCACUCCCUUCCCGGUUAUUAAAAUGCAGGGCAAAAU